AUGGUGCAGUCUCCCAUGAUAUCGUGUCCUCUCAAGCAAACGGCAGAGAUCGACUGGAUUGCUCCUCUCAAGGGAUACAUCAGACAGACAUACGGUGAUGACCCGGAGAGGUAUUCGGAAGAAUGCGCGACUUUGAACAGGCUGCGGCAGGACAUGAGAGGUGCGGGCAAAGAUAGCGCUUCCGGGAGAGACCUACUCUAUCGAUAUUACGGGCAACUAGAGCUAUUGGAUCUACGCUUCCCCGUCGACGAGAAUCAUAUCAAGAUAUCCUUUACCUGGUACGAUGCAUUCACGCACAAGGCAACCUCCCAGUACUCUCUGGCCUACGAGAAGGCUUCCAUCAUAUUCAACAUCUCCGCCGUCCUAUCUUGCCAUGCCGCCAACCAAAGUCGAUCUGACGAUACCGGGUUGAAGACCGCAUACCACUCCUUCCAAGCGUCGGCUGGCAUGUUCACCUACAUCAACGACAACUUCCUACAUGCUCCCUCGACAGACCUGAGCCGAGAUACGGUCAAGACGAUGAUAUCUAUUACUCUUGCCCAAGCACAAGAAGUCUUUCUCGAAAAGCAGAUAACAGAUGGGAAGAAACCGGGAUUCUUGGCCAAGCUCGCCAGUCAAGCCGCUCAUCUAUACACUCUGGCGGCGGAAGGUGUUCAGGAAAAUGUUACCAAGGGGAUAUUUGAGAAAGCGUCACAUAUGACCUCUCUGGCAAGCUAUUACCAAGCUAUUGCUGACGACGAAGGCGGUAUACACGGUGUCGCCAUCGCACGAUUACAGAUAGCGGAGAAGGCGUCCACGGCUGCAAUUAGUAUGGCCAAGUCAUUUCCUUCCUCCGUCCCUUCUGGCUCUAAUCUCACGUCUGAAAAUGGCACCGUACUGCUGGAUAUGGUACGGCGACAGCUAGCUACCGUUCAAGAGAAGCUACCUUCGAUGAAGAAGGAUAAUGACUUCAUCUAUCACCACCAAGUUCCAGCUGAGGCUGCUGUUUCUCCUGUAGCCAAACUCCCCGCUGCCAAAGCUAUACCCGUCAGCGAACUGUACCAGGGCCAAGAUAUCCAGCGGAUAAUUGGCCCCGAUAUUUUUCAGCGUAUAGUCCCAAUGUCUGUUACCGAGUCGGCGAGUUUGUACGAUGAAGAAAAGGCGAAGCUCGUCCGGGCGGAAACAGAGAAAGUUGAAGCUGCUAAUGGAGAGAUGGCCGCCAGCUUAGACUACCUGAAGCUUCCCGGCAGUUUAAAUAUCCUGAAGGGAAGCCUGGACGAUGAGCUGACGGUCGAUGAAGAGUUCAGAACGUGGUGCGAAGAGGUUUCCUGUCAGGAACCGUUCAGAGGCACUCUCGAGGAUCUACAGGAUGACAAGACGUCGCUACUUUCCACCCUGGAGCAGUGUACCAAGCAGCUGGAUACCGAGGAGAGCGUGUGUGAGAAGAUGCGGUCCAAAUAUGGUGCUGAUUGGACACAACAGCCAAGCUCGCGCCUGACCUCGACUCUACGAUCGGAUAUAAGAAGUUACCGCGAGACAAUUGACGAAGCCAGCUCGAGUGAUUCCCAGCUGUUGGUCACUCUACGACAGCAUGAGUCCGACUUUGAGGAAAUGCGUGCUGCUGGCGAGGCUGGUGAGCCGGAUAUACUCUUCCAGAAAGCACUCAUUGCGGCCGGCUCGAGGCCAGGGAAGAAUGGUGCCAGCCCAGGAAGCCCUUAUAGCAACAGGGCCCUGGAAGGAAACCUCUUGGAGGCAGACUAUGGGGAAGGGGGCUUAUCUGUGGCAGAGCAGAUCGCAAAAGUUGAGGAACUGCUACGGAAAUUGAGCCUGGUGAAGAGAGACAGGAUGCAGACCUUGAAAGACUUGAAAGACAAGGUUCACAAUGACGACAUCUCCAACGUUCUUAUUCUCAACAAGAAAUCAAUCGCCAACCAAGAGGAGCAGCUAUUCCAAACGGAGUUGGAGAAGUUCAGACCUCACCAAAACCGGCUGUUACAGGCAAAUCAUAAACAGAGUGGCCUUAUGAAAGAGCUGGCCAAAGUAUAUGGUGAUCUGCUACAGGACAAGCGGGUACGGGCUGAGAAAUCAAAAUAUGAAGUACUCACCAAGCAGCGAAACGCGGUCACAUCCAAGUACAGAAAGGCACACAAGGCGUUCCACGAACUCCUGAACGGGCUAAGCCAGGCGCAGGCAUUCUACAUGCAAAUGCGAGACACAAUUGACAACCUGCAGCAGAAUGUCGAGACCUUCCUCAACAACCGCCGGGCUGAGGGCGCCCAGCUACUCAGCCAGAUCGAGCGAGACAAGGCCGCACAAGCAUCCGGCCACGAAGAACGCGAACGAGACAAACUGAAGAACCUGAUGGAACGAUUAUCUGUAGAUCCGGCCUCUUCACCAUCAUCGCCUCCGCCUCCACCUCCGCCUCCUGCGCCCAAACGGGCUGCUAACACGGCAAAAUCACCCACUCACCCCGGCCUACCACCACAGCAACCUCCAUCUCGAUCCCCCAUCACAGCCCAAUACCCUCCGUCCACCUCGACCAAUUAUCCACCUAUAACUUACCCAAGCGGCAACGGCAUGUCGCCCACUGAAGGCUAUGGUGGCACUCAACCACCCUACGCCCAACACAUGAACCCAGAAGCAUACAACCCCAUGGCCUACCUUUACCAACAGCCACCGACCUCCCCUCCGCCGCUGCAGCAAUACUAUGCUAGUCCGUCCUCGUACGGCGGCUACCCGGGCACAUCACCCGUCCCUCAGCCCCAGAUUCCACCCAGCCAUACUCCCCAAUAUCUACCACAGGGCUACGUGCCUCCUCCGCCGCCGCCACGCCACUCACCAGUACAAUAUAACUCACCUGGCCAGGGACAGGGGGGAUAUCCUCCUCCAACCAGCAACUAUCCACCCAGUCAGCCAUCUCAUCGUGCAAACCAACCCUCUCAAUCACAGUCACAGGGCGAUCCAUGGGCGGGCCUGAAUGCAUGGAAGUAA
Microsporum canis CBS 113480 is the source of this 2970-nucleotide messenger RNA. Its product is annotated as vacuolar protein-sorting protein bro1. NCBI's taxonomy places the organism in Eukaryota, Fungi, Ascomycota, Eurotiomycetes, Onygenales, Arthrodermataceae. The coding region runs from base 1 to 2970 and encodes 989 amino acids. Gene Ontology annotation, molecular function: protein binding. The record is from RefSeq and is a predicted model, not a curated record. Gene Ontology annotation, cellular component: endosome. The transcript is spliced from 4 exons. Gene Ontology annotation, biological process: protein transport to vacuole involved in ubiquitin-dependent protein catabolic process via the multivesicular body sorting pathway.